This is a messenger RNA of Panthera uncia (snow leopard), 4836 nucleotides long. It is a transcript of the gene TTYH3, whose product is annotated as tweety family member 3. NCBI's taxonomy places the organism in Eukaryota, Metazoa, Chordata, Mammalia, Carnivora, Felidae. The record is from RefSeq and is a predicted model, not a curated record. Gene Ontology annotation, cellular component: plasma membrane. Gene Ontology annotation, molecular function: intracellularly calcium-gated chloride channel activity; volume-sensitive chloride channel activity. The transcript is spliced from 14 exons. The coding region runs from base 198 to 1772 and encodes 524 amino acids.
GCGAACAAAGAGGCGGCGGGCGCGGGCGGCCGAGCAGAGCCGAGCGCAGCCGAGCCGGGCCGAGCCGGGCCGGGCCGGGCCCAGGAGCGAGCGGGCGAUGCGGGCGGCCGGGCGGGGGUUAGCCGGCCCCUGAACCCCGCGCCCCACGGGCCAACGAGGGAGCCCCGCGGCGGCGCGCCCAAGGCAGCCGGCCCGCCAUGGCCGGGGUCAGCUACGCGGCGCCCUGGUGGGUGAACCUCCUGCACCGGCUGCCCCACUUCGACCUGAGCUGGGAGACCACCAGCAGCCAGUUCCGGCCCGAGGAUACCGACUACCAGCAGGCGCUGCUGCUGCUGGGGGCCGCCGCGCUGGCCUGCCUCGCCCUGGACCUCCUCUUCCUGCUCUUCUACUCUUUCUGGCUGUGCUGCCGGCGGCGCAAGAGCGAGGAGCACCUGGACGCCGACUGCUGCUGCACCGCCUGGUGCGUCAUCAUCGCCACGCUGGUCUGCAGCGCCGGCAUCGCCGUUGGGUUCUACGGCAACGGGGAGACCAGCGACGGCAUCCAUCGGGCCACCUACUCGCUCCGCCACGCCAACCGCACGGUGGCAGGGGUCCAGGACCGCGUGUGGGACACCGCGGCCGCGUUGAACCGCACGGCAGAGCCCAGCCUGCAGAGCCUGGAGCGGCAGCUGGCCGCGCGCCCAGAGCCCCUGCGCGCAGUCCAGCGGCUGCAGGGCCUUCUCGAGACGCUGCUGGGCCACACCGCGGCCAUCCCCUUCUGGAGGAACCCGGCUGUGUCCCUGGAGGUGCUGGCCGAGCAGGUGGAUCUCUACGACUGGUACAGGUGGCUGGGCUACUUGGGCUUACUGCUGCUCGACGUGGCCAUCUGCCUGCUGGCGCUGGUCGGCCUCAUCCGCAGCUCCAAGGGCAUUCUCGUCGGGGUCUGCCUGCUGGGGGUCCUGGCCCUGGUCAUCAGCUGGGGCGCACUGGGUUUGGAGCUGGCCGUGUCCGUGGGCUCCAGCGACUUCUGUGUGGACCCCGACACCUACGUGACCAGGAUGGUGGAGGAACACUCCGUGCUGAGUGGGGACAUCUUGCAAUACUACUUGGCCUGCUCGCCCCGUGCCUCCAACCCCUUCCAGCAGAAGCUGUCUGGCAGCCACAAGGCGCUGGUGGAGAUGCAGGGCGUCGUGGCCGAGCUGCUGAAGACCGUCCCCCGGGAGUACCCGGCCACCAAGGACCCCCUGCUCCGUGUCCAGGAGGUGCUGAACGGCACAGAGGUGAAUCUGCAGCACCUCACCGCCCUGGUGGACUGUCGCAGCCUGCACCUGGACUACGUGCAGGCCCUGACGGGCUUCUGCUAUGACGGCGUCGAGGGCCUCAUCUACCUGGCCCUCUUCUCCUUCGUCACAGCCCUCAUGUUCAGCUCCGUUGUCUGCAGUGUGCCACACACCUGGCAGCAGAAAAGAGGCCCCGACGAAGAUGGGGAGGAGGAGGCGGCCCCGGGGCCCAGGCAGGCACACGACAGCCUCUACCGCGUGCACAUGCCCAGCCUGUACAGCUGCGGGAGCAGCUACGGCAGCGAGACCAGCAUCCCAGCUGCGGCCCACACCGUCAGCAACGCCCCGGUCACCGAGUACAUGAGCCAGAAUGCCAACUUCCAGAACCCCCGCUGUGAGAACACGCCCCUCAUCGGACGCGAGUCCCCGCCGCCCUCAUACACCUCCAGCAUGAGAGCCAAAUACCUCGCCACCAGCCAGCCUCGCCCCGACUCCAGCGGCAGCGGCCUCUAGACCGCCCGGCCGGCCACCCGCCCGCCCACCCGCGUGCCAAUCGCCCCGCCCUCCCCGUGCCAGCACUGCCGCUUCCACCCGCGACCACUCGCCGGACCCUCCGCACGCACGCCAGGCCCGCUGCCGGCCCCUUUGCGGCCCCCCUUCCCUCCCCUCCUCGCAGGGGCAUGGAGAUGAGGAACUCCGGGCCCGCGCCCUCUCCUCGGGCCACGCGCCUGGAUGCCUGUGAGCGAUGCCACCAACGCGGGGCCCUCGCCCCCCACGCCUGUCCGCCUCUGAGGACCUGCGUUUGCGGAGCCCUUCCCUGGGCCGGCCCCGGUGCUGUGUCCCUGCCACCUGCCCUGCAGCACGCCGACCCUGUGGACGCCGCGUUCUCCGGCUCACACCCCAGCCUGCCCCUCCCCUCCCGCAGCUCUGUGCUCCCGAGGCUUCUGUCCACAGGCUGCGCGGCGCCCCCACCGUGCCUGGCACCUGGAGGGGCCUAGGCUCGCACCUGCCCGCCGGGCUCCUGUGCGGAGAGCCCCCGGGGCGCCUCCGUGGCUCUUCCUUUUCUCUCCACCUGAACACAGGCCCCUCUUGUCGCUGCCAGAAGCCUCCUCUGCCUCCGGCCCAGCACUGCUCUCUCCCACAGCGCCCACCCUGCCCGCAGGGCCCAGCCCCCCACAGCGGCGGGAGGACGGCAGGUGCCGCGCUGAGCCCCGGCCGCGCACUCAGUGCUGGCCACCUUCUUGGUGCCAAACCCCCUCCCCCACCCCAAGACUUGGCAGCUUGUCUGGUUCGUUUUUGCACUAACCACCUUUGUCACCCUAGGGCAGGCGGACCGCGGGCCGGGCAGCCCUCCCUUCUCGGUUCCCUCUCUGUCUAGGACAGGCGCGGUGUCCCGUGCCGGGCCGUGGGGCUGGACCCGAGCUGGCUGUGAACGUGCCCUCGGCCCCUGCUGCCCCUCUUGGGACUAACCACUAACCUCACCCAGCCUCCGCGGGCACCCCUGGCCGAUCCAGAGCCAGCAAGUGUCACCCUGAGUCCGGGCCAGAGAUGAGGCCUAAGCCGGCCGGCUGGGAGCCAAGCUGGAGUAGCCGUUUCUUCUCGGGGUGCUGCUGGGGAAAGGGCUGUAGACUGACGGGCAGCCCAGGAGCCUCGAGAGCCGUCCCUGGGCAGGUGCUGCCCCAGGAUGACUGUGUCCUAGGGAACGAAUGUCCCUUAGGCUGUAGGACCGAGGUCCCUGCGGCCUCAGUCUCCCUACCUGUGAAGUGGGAACAAGGCUUCCCUAAGGUGCUUUGGCUUUAGUGUACAAUGUUUGCUGUGUUUCCUGCCGUGGAGGGUAGGCCACCCCCAAAUCAGGAUGGGAAGUCCCCCGCCAGUCCCAGUCUUGGCCUAGCCAGCCUGAAACGGAGAGGCUCUGGCCUGCGUGUCAAGCCAGGGGCAGCAGAGUACCACCGACAGGCACGUGUGAGGGCCCGGGCCAGGGGCCUGCGGUGGGAGGUGGGCAGCUGGCCAAGCAGCUUACAGACAUGUGGGCUCUUCCUUCCAGAGCGGGGGCGAUGCCCUUCCCCGGGACAGGCCCGGGGACGGGCUGCCUGCCCUUCCUCCACCAUCCUCUCUCUGUGCUGGUGUCCGGGACCAAGAGGGCAGGUGGGCUGGAGGCCAGGCCACAUCUGCCCCGCCCCUGGGGCAAACCCCUGACCCGGGGAGGGAGGGAAGUGAGCAGGCAAACACUGGGGUGCCCCAGGUGGUCCUGGCGUCUGAGCCCGUGGGCAUGGGCAAACCUCACCGCAGGGCACGGUGUGCCCCGGGCCUGGCCCAGCCGUUGUUCUGGGCGCCCGCGGCACACCCGCCCAGCUUUUCCUCCGGGCUCCACCGGUGCCGAGAGCGUUCCGGGCCCGGGGUCGGGAGGAGUCCCCGGCGGCCCCACCCAGGUGCCGCCGCUCUCCACCGCUGCUCAGAAGCACAGUCGGCUGACCGCGGCCCUGGGAGGCCGCCCGCAAUGUGAAUGUACAUAGCAUGAGAGGCGGGCGCUGCCCGGACAGGCUGUGGACCACGGCUGUCCUGGGAGUACCCUCCGUGCGUCGUGUGCGUGAGUGCCUGCCCCGUCUGUGACGUCCUCACGUUCUUCUACUCGCCGAGGUUGGAGAAAGGAAAAGGAGUGAUCCCGAGGGGCUCACACCCAAGCCUCAGUCUCUGGAGGGGAGCAAGUCCUACCAUCGGGUUCCUUUCGUUCCACGUGUUCAGGGUCCCCUUCCUCACCCCCAUCCCAGUGACUUCUCCACAUCCCUUCCCAACCCUGCACCACUGGGCCUCGCUUCCCACAGGCCCUUGACAAAGUGGGUAGCAGGUGGGAGGGAGGGUUCCCCCGGGGCCUUGAAGCGCCCCUCCCCACCCCCCCCCCCCCCAGCAGGGUCCAGCUGGCUCCCAGGCCCCGGACAGGCUGGGCAAGUGGGAGGCAGGGUCCGACCGGGACACCUGGCUGAUGGGACUCCCCGUGCCAGCAUCCACUGCCCCUGGGUCCCCUGCCACGUCACCCACCCCAUCUCACUAUGCAAUUCCAGCCCAGGUACCAUCCCCUCCCUACCCGGGACCCCUGCCCAGCCCCAGGCGGGUGGGGGGCCUCCCUGGGGGCGCAGCUGGGGGGCAGGCAGGGGGUGGGCAGGGACGUUCUAUUUAGCUGUGAUGGUUGCGUCUGUGCCACUUUGUUACAUAUAACCUGUCAUUCGAUACGAUUUUGUUAAGACUCCGACCCUCCCGGCCCCUCUCCUGGCCCUGCACCCUCUCCCCAGUGUGAUUAGUGCCCUGAGCGGGAAGGGGGAACUGAGGCCUGAACCAUUCGGCAUCUUCCUCCAGAAUCUUCCUCCGACCUCCAUAGGGCCAAGGCUGUAUGUGCUGUCGCUGUGUUUUUUAUUUUUAUUUUUGGUUUUGGUUUUUUUAACUGGGUUUGGGGUUUGAUUUUUAUUUCUUUGGGGGCUUUAUUUUUCUUGGCAAAUAACUAAAAAUCUCGUCAAUGUAAUUUCUGUGGUUUCUAUUCAGCUUGGGUUUCAUGUUUUAAAAUAAACACAUUUUAAAAAACAAG